Molecule: messenger RNA, 1032 nt
Organism: Emiliania huxleyi CCMP1516
Lineage: Eukaryota; Haptophyta; Isochrysidales; Noelaerhabdaceae
Exons: 1
Biological process (GO): microtubule-based movement
Cellular component (GO): kinesin complex; microtubule
Molecular function (GO): ATP hydrolysis activity; microtubule binding; microtubule motor activity
Source: RefSeq, a predicted model, not a curated record
AUGGCCCGCACGCAAAACCCGGAAGAACCAAUCCGCGUGAUCGUGCGGGUGCGCCCACCCCAAUCUGGUCGUGACGAUCUAGACGUGGACUCGCUCGCGAUCAGGGGCGACACCGUGCAGCUGAUCCGGAAGCAACGCACCUUCUCCGCGCAGUUUGACGCGGCCCUCGACGGGGAGGCGGAUCAGCGCUCACUGUUUUCGCACAUUCGGCCGGCCUGUGAAGCAGCGCUCGACGGCAUAAACGCGACGGUGCUUGCCUACGGGCAGACAGGCUCCGGUAAGACUCACACCAUCUUUGGCGGUCUCCUGCCCGACGAACAGGAGGGCGAAGAGCGCACCGGCAUCGCGGGUCGUGCGCUCCAUCAGAUCUUUGAGCAUGCCGCGUGCGCAGCCACCUGUGGGACUCGCGUCAUGGUCAGCGCGUCGAUGCUCGAGGUUUACAAUGAGACUCUUCGGGACCUGCUCCUGCCGAGCGUGGACGGCGGGCACGAGAGGCCAGCCCUGGCGCUCCGCGAGUCUGAGAGCCGAGAGACGUACGUGCAAGGCCUGACAGAGGUGCCACUGCAUGACGCAGCGGCUGCCGUGGCCUUGAUACGUCGGGCUCUUCGAAUGCGAGCAAUACGCGCGACCGACGCGAAUGCGCGGUCGUCCCGCUCGCACGCCGUGCUGCAAUUUAUCGUCGAGCAGCGAGGCGGUUCCGCGAGAGGCGGCCUUCGCUCGCGCUUCUGCCUCGUCGACCUCGCCGGCUCGGAACGUGCCAUGGCUGCAGAACUGCUCGCUCGAGACCACCAGCGCGAGCGCUGCCAGAUCAAUACCUCGCUGACGGCGCUCGCCAAGUGCGUGCACGCGCUCUCCGUCUCUACGCGUGGCGAGUCACACAUCCCAUUUCGGGACUCGGUGCUCACGCGCCUUCUGCAGCCGGCGCUCUCCGGCAACUCGCGCACGGUGCUGCUCGCAAUGCUCUCGCCCACAGCCGACGCGGUAGAGAACAAUCUCUCCACCCUGCGCUUUGCCGACCGUGCCAAGCGCGUG